CCCGAAGUGAAGAAAGUUAUUCGAAGCAGAGAUGUUGUAUUUCAUGAAAACGAGUUUCAUGGGUGUGCUCCAAUAAUCCGCCAACAACAUACUCCAGAAGACGAAGUGCCUGUAUCAUCAAACAUUCCUCUCAGCGACAAGGAGAUGCAUGAUUCUACUGAACACGAGAGUGAUGGUUCAGCAGGUGAUAAUGAUACUCACAGUGAUGAUAUUCCUCAGCAGGGGGAGCCUUCAUCUGAAGACGAAUCUGAAGGUAUUCAUGUUCGACGUUCUAUGCGAGGCAUAGUUCCACAAAGAAAAUACUCCACAUCCGAAUGGAUACUUGUUGCCAGCGAGGGGGAGCCAGCGAGCACCGCAGGAACGAGAGAAAUAAAGAAAAAGGUGGAGGGGGAGAUUUGUAGGUAUCUUCCACCUUCUUUCUUGGAAGUUGCCAAGAGACACCUUAACAUGGAGGCACCUUCUUGGAAAGAGCUCUCCAACAAAUAGGUGUGGGAGAAGAUAUGGAGAUAACUAGAAAGCUUGGAUGCAACUUCCUCAUGUCUCCAAACCAGCCCUAUAUAUAGAGUGCUCCAUUGUUGUUCAUAGUAUCAGUUUAGAAAGUGAGAAAAGUGUGUGAAGAGUGAAAUACACUUAAUGUAGAAGUGUAUUGGUGAGGAUUGGUUUUUUGUAAUAGUUGAGUGUGAGAGUUUGCUCCUCCUAUUGUAAUUCUGUUCUUGAUAUUGAAUAGAAGAAUUUUCCAAUCCCAACAGAAAUGUUAA
Molecule: messenger RNA, 758 nt
Organism: Cuscuta europaea
Lineage: Eukaryota; Viridiplantae; Streptophyta; Magnoliopsida; Solanales; Convolvulaceae
Source: the annotation of a GenBank genome assembly